CUGUGUUUGCUGAUAUGGAAACACUGUUCUCCUCCUCCAUGGAUGAGCUAAGGAAGAUGAAUGUUUCAGCCAUAGUAUACUCAGUUUCUGCAGUGCUUAGCAUUUACAUUGCACAUUGGAUUUACAGAUGGAGGAAUCCUAAGUGCAAUGGUGUCUUGCCUCCUGGCUCCAUGGGCUUGCCUCUCAUAGGAGAAACCCUUCAGCUCAUCAUCCCCAGCCACUCUCUAGCUCUCCCUCCAUUCAUCAGCACAAGAAUCAAACGAUAUGGAUCAAUAUUUAAAACGAAUGUGGCGGGCAGGGGUGUGAUCAUAUCAGCAGACGCGGAUUUCAACAGCUUCAUUCUGAAACAAGAUGGGAAGCUGGUGGAGACAUGGUCCAUGGACACAUUUGCUCAGGUGUUUGAUCAGGAAAUGCAGUCUUCCAAGAAGUACACAAGGCAUCUGGCUCUAAACCAUUUCGGGGUCGAAGCCCUCAGGGAAAAACUCCUUCCUCAGAUUGAAACUUUCAUCAACCACACCCUCCACAAAUGGUCUGCCCAAGACUCAGUUGAAGUCAAAAGUGCAGCCAUCACUGCAACGGUUGAUUUUGCUGCAAAGCAAAUAUUCAGUGGGGAUCUUGAGAAUGCACCAUUCAGUAUCAGUGACAUGUUUAGGGAUCUGGUGGAAGGUAUGAUGUCUUUCCCAAUCAACCUCCCAGGAACUGCUCACUAUAACUGCUUGCAGAUUCACAAGAAAGUGCGGGGGAUGAUGAGGGACGUGGUGAAGAGGAGGUUGGAGACCCCAGAAAGACAGCAAGAAGAUGUGUUGGAUCAUAUGAUCAGAGACAUGGGAACCCACAAAUUCUUGUCAGAGGAUUUCAUAGUUCAGUUGAUGUUUGGUUUGCUGUUUGUCACAUCUGAUUCAAUCUCAACCACACUGGCAUUGGCCUUCAAGUUGCUGGCAGAACAUCCUAAUGUCCUGGAAGAACUAACUGCUGAGCAUGACACAAUCCUGAAGAACAGAGAGAAUCCAGAUGCCCCUCUUUCUUGGGAUGAGUAUAAAUCCAUGACAUUUACAUUGCAGGUUAUAAAUGAGGUCCUGAGGUUAGGGAAUGUUGCUCCUGGAUUUUUUCGUCGCGCUAUUAAGGAUAUUCCUGUCAAGGGGUAUACUAUUCCAUCAGGUUGGGUUAUUAUGAUUGCCACAGCUGCUCUUCAUCUAAACUCUCAUCAAUUUGAGGAUCCACUCGCAUUCAAUCCAUGGCGCUGGCAGAAAAUCCAACAAAAUAGUGCUAAUAAGCAUUUCAUGCCAUUUGGAUCUGGAAUGAAGCAAUGUGCUGGUGCAGAAUACAGUAGGGUGAUUUUAGCCACAUUUCUGCACGUUUUGGUAACAAAUUACAAAUGGAAGAUGGUGAAGGGAGGGAAAAUUAUCCGAGCCCCUAUCAUAAGAUUCCCAGAUGGAUUUCACUUCAAGAUCUCAAUGAAGAUCUAA
Ipomoea triloba (trilobed morning glory) is the source of this 1466-nucleotide messenger RNA. Its product is annotated as cytochrome P450 87A3-like. Bases 15 to 1466 code for a protein of 483 amino acids. Gene Ontology annotation, molecular function: heme binding; iron ion binding; oxidoreductase activity, acting on paired donors, with incorporation or reduction of molecular oxygen. Lineage: Eukaryota; Viridiplantae; Streptophyta; Magnoliopsida; Solanales; Convolvulaceae. The transcript is spliced from 9 exons. The record is from RefSeq and is a predicted model, not a curated record. Gene Ontology annotation, biological process: sterol metabolic process.